Trifolium pratense (red clover) is the source of this 831-nucleotide messenger RNA. RefSeq names its product putative SNAP25 homologous protein SNAP30. The record is from RefSeq and is a predicted model, not a curated record. Lineage: Eukaryota; Viridiplantae; Streptophyta; Magnoliopsida; Fabales; Fabaceae. The transcript has 5 exons. Bases 1 to 831 code for a protein of 276 amino acids. Gene Ontology annotation, cellular component: SNARE complex; plasma membrane. Gene Ontology annotation, molecular function: SNAP receptor activity.
AUGUUCGGGUUUCUAAAAUCGCAACCCCCUCCUCCUGCAUCAUCCGGUUCAGAUGCUGAACCGGAUAAGAACACAACCCUUACUCCAGCUAGACGAACUUCUUCCGAACCCGUACUUGCAGCACCAAAGUCAAAAGGAAACUAUUUUGAUGAGGACGAUGACGACGAUUGGGGAAGAAAGCCUACCAAAACCGCCGGAGGACUAGAGAGUAAAAGUGUUCAGGAGCUAGAAAACUAUGCAGUCAACAAAUCUGAGGAGACAACAGAUACUGUUAAUAAUUGUUUGAGAAUUGCUGAGGAUAUUAGAAGUGAUGCUACAAGAACUCUUGACAUGUUACACCAGCAAGGUGAACAGAUUACAAGGACUCAUAAUAUGGUUGUUGACACUGAGAAGGAUUUGAGUAAGGGUGAAAAACUGCUAAACAAUCUUGGGGGCAUGUUCUCUAAACCUUGGAAGCCUAAAAAGGGCAAGACAAUAACAGGCCCUAUAGUUACACCAGAUAAUUCAUCCAAAAAGGAUGUAAAGAAUAAGGAAGAUAGAGAAAAGUUGGGGUUAGCUCCUUUGCCUAAGGGGGGACGCUCUGCACCUACCACACCUCCUAAUGAAUCAGCCACUGCCUAUCAGAAAAUUGAUCAUGAAAAGGCUAAACAAGAUGAUGCACUCUCAGAUCUCAGUGAUAUCUUAGGUGAUUUGAAGGGUAUGGCAAUUAGCAUGGGAACUGAACUUGACAACCAAAACAAAGCUCUUGAUCAUCUUAGCGACGAUGUUGAUGAGCUUAACUCUCGAAUGAAAGGUGCUAAUCAGCGUGCACGCAAGUUAGUAGCGAAGUGA